AUGGCUAGUUUGCGGACUGCAAAGAUCUCCAACAACUUGAUCAAGGCUGAUGUCUCCAAAAUGAGGUUGCCUGGCCAGAUUUCAGCUCUUGAUCUCCAUUCAAACCGCCUCUUUGGCUCCCUAUCGAGGAUACUAAGCAGAUACAUGGAGGUCGUGGAUGUGUCCAACAACCAGAUCUCUGGCAGGAUUCCUGAAUUCGUCGUGGGGAUGAAAUUGAAGGUGCUGAACCUGGCAAGCAACAAGAUAUCAGGUCAUAUUCCAGAUUCAGUUUCAAACCUUGCGAAGCUGGAAAAAAUCGACAUUUCAAGAAACCAGAUAACGGGAACAAUCCCAGCUAGUCUGGGAACUUUUCUGCAGCUGCAUUGGUUAGAUCUGUCGAUAAACAGGCUUACUGGAAGAAUCCCAGACAGUUUGUUAGGAGUCAAGGCGCUGAGGCAUGCAAGCUUCAGGGCAAACAGAUUGUGUGGGAAGAUCCCACAAGGAAAGCCAUUGAACAUAUUCCCACCAGUUGCAUAUGCUCACAACUUGUGCUUGUGUGGAAAACCAUUGCCACCUUGCAAGAGUAAAAUGAAGAGAAAAAUGGGUCAGUGA
Molecule: messenger RNA, 591 nt
Organism: Salvia splendens (bonfire salvia)
Lineage: Eukaryota; Viridiplantae; Streptophyta; Magnoliopsida; Lamiales; Lamiaceae
Product: DNA damage-repair/toleration protein DRT100
Exons: 1
Coding region: 1-591 (196 amino acids)
Molecular function (GO): protein binding
Source: RefSeq, a predicted model, not a curated record